GGUCGGGGGAAGCCCGGCGCGGGGCGCGGAGGAGGGAGCGGCCGGCUUCGGGGCCCCGGCCAAUCGGGCGGCUGGCCGGGCGCGCGGAGCCACAGCGCCAUGGAGGGAGGCGCGGCUCCCGGCCGCCCGUGACCGAGCGUGGCGAGCCCGAGCGGCCCGCGGCGCCCGCGGCGCGGAGAUGAGCAGGUCGGCUGCGCUGCUGCUCUGCCUGCUCGGCUGCCACGUUUGGAAGGCGGUCACCAAGACGCUGCGGGAGCCCGGCGCGGGAGCCCAAGAGGUGACCUUGAAGGUGCACAUUAGUGACGCCAGCACCCACCAGCCCAUCGCAGAUGCACACAUUGAGAUCUUCGCCAGCCAGGUGUCUGUUGCCUCGGGCACAUCCGGCACAGAUGGCGUUGCUUUCCUCAAGUUCCCGUACAAGCUUGGAAAUCAGCUGAUUGUCACCGCCACAAAACACGCCUACGUGCCAAACUCUGCCCCGUGGAAGCCCAUCCGAUUACCGGUGUUUUCCUCGCUGAGCCUUGGCCUGCUUCCCGAGCGCUGUGCCACACUGAUGGUCUAUGAAGAUGUCGUCCAAAUAGUCUCAGGAUUCCAAGGUGCCCGGCCACAGCCUCGAGUUCAGUUCCAGAGAAGAGCCUUGAGGUUGCCGGAGAAUACCAGCUACAGCGACCUGACAGCGUUCCUCACUGUGGCCAGCUCCCCGUCAGAAGUAGACAGCUUCCCUUAUUUGCGAGGAUUGGAUGGAAACAGGACAGGAAACAGCACCAGGUAUGACUUGACCCCCAUCACGGCUAUCAGUGUGCAUUUGCUCAGCGGUAAUGGGACGCCGGUGCUGGUGGAUGGACCCAUCUAUGUCACUGUGCCCUCGGCCACACAGAGCAGUCUGAGGCACGAUGCCUAUGUCGCAGCAUGGCGGUUUGACCAGAAGCUGGGAACGUGGCUGAAGAGUGGUCUAGGCCUGGUGCACCAGGAAGGCAGCCAGCUCACGUGGACGUACAUUGCUCCCCAGCUGGGGUACUGGGUGGCAGCCAUGUCACCUCCCAUCCCAGGUCCCGUUGUGACACAGGACAUUACCACGUAUCACACGGUGUUUCUUUUGGCUAUUUUAGGAGGAAUGGCUGUCAUUCUUUUGGUUUUGCUGUGUCUCCUUUUAUAUUAUUGCAGGAGGAAGUGCUUGAAACCCCGACAGCAUCACAGAAAGCUGCAACUGCCCCCAGCUCUGGAGAGCUCCAAGAGGGACCAGUCCACAUCCAUGUCUCACAUCAACCUGCUGUUUUCUCGCCGAGCGUCAGACUAUCCUGGGCCUCUGUCUGUCUCCAGCCACAGCCGCCCAGAGGCCCCAGGGACGAAGGAACUGAUGGGCGGGGUGCAUUUAGAAAUGAUGUCCCCCAAUGGGGAGGGGGACCUGCACACACCCAUGCUGAAGCUCUCCUAUAGUACCUCACAAGAAUUUAGCUCCCGGGAGGAGCUGCUGUCCCACAAAGAAGAGGAUAAAAGCCAAACAUCUUUUGAUAACUUAACACCAAGUGGGACGCUGGGGGAAGACUACCGUAGGUCUGUGGAGAUCUUUCCCUUAAAGGCAAGAAAAUCCAUGGAAAAAGAAGGCUAUGAGCCCCCUGGCAGUGAUGACUACAGAGGUAGUUACAAUACUGUGCUCUCCCAGCCUUUGUUUGACAAGCAAGAUCAGGAAGGCCUGAUGUCGGCAGGAAGCAAACUCCCCAUUCAGGAACACACGUACCCUGCACCCUUAUCCCCUGAGAAAGAGCAACUGCUGGACCGCAGACCUACUGAAUGCAUGAUGUCACGAUCUGUCGAUCACCUGGAGAGACCUACUUCCUUCCCAAGGCCAGGCCAGUUGAUCUGCUGUAGUUCCGUGGACCAAGUCAACGACAGCGUUUACAGGAAAGUUUUGCCUGCCUUGGUCAUCCCGGCUCAUUAUAUGAAACUCCCAGGGGACCACUCGUAUGUGAGCCAGCCUCUGGUGGUCCCCGCUGAGCAGCAGCUGGAAAUUGGAAGGCUCCAGGCUGAGCUGGCUAACCCCCACGCGGGGAUCUUCCCACACCCAUCCUCUCAGAUCCAAGGCCAACCCCUGUCUUCCCAGGCUAUCUCUCAGCAGCACUUACAGGACGCAGGCGCACGGGAGUGGACAUCUCAGAACGCAUCCAUGUCGGAGUCACUGUCCAUCCCGGCAUCCCUGAAUGAUGCAGCAUUGGCUCAAAUGAACAGCGAGGUGCAGCUCCUGACUGAAAAGGCGCUGAUGGAACUUGGGGGUGGGAAGCCACUCCCACACCCUCGGGCGUGGUUUGUCUCCCUAGAUGGAAGGUCCAACGCUCACGUUAGACACUCAUACAUCGAUCUCCAAAGAGCUGGAAGGAACGGAAGUAAUGAUGCCAGUUUGGACUCUGGUGUGGAUAUGAACGAACCAAAAUCUGCCCGGAAGGGAAGGGGAGACCCUUUGUCUCUCCAGCAGAGCCACGCCCCUCUACAGGAGCACCAGCAGAAAGACCCCAGAGCUCCCGACAGCGCUGCCUACACGCAGCUCGCGUACCUCGAGGACAUGGACCCCAGUGGCCGUGAGUGUUCGGCCACGGUCUGCGCCCCCGAGGACAGCGCCCUGCGAUGCCUGUUGGAAGGCUCAGGUCGGAGGAGCGGCGGGCAGCUGCCCAGCCUGCAGGAGGAGACAACCAAACGGACUUCAGAUGUUCCCCUGGAGCCGUUAGCCAGUCCCAACCAGAGAACAUCUGCCAACGACGAAGAUGAAGACGACGAUGAUGACGAUGACCAAGGAGAAGAUAAGAAAAGCCCCUGGCAGAAACGGGAGGAAAGACCCUUGAUGGCCUUCAACAUCAAAUGAGCCGUCGAGCGCCCCUAAAAUGCGGAUUAUAAAAUUGCCAAAUAUCCUUUCUCACGAAAGUGCAUCCCUGCGUGUGGAGAAGCUGAGGAGUGAAAACCGUGCAAGCCGAUGCUUACUGCACCGACGUGGCUGUGACGCGGAAGGAAAGGUGAGGGACCUGACUUGUCACAGUAGGGAUGCUGACAGACCACUUGUGGGAUUGCUGUGCUCCGAGUACCACCUCAGUUCUCCCUCAGAUCCUAGAAACAGAUGACACGCUCUUUGCAUUGCCUGACCCCUCCAUUCUAUCAUGAUGUCGCUACUGUGAGGCUCCCCCUGGGAAGCUGGGUGGCGAGACUUUCCGGAAGUCGGUGUUAUCUCCAAGGAAAGCUAUGCAUUUGCUGCCUCUUUGUUACUUUGCUUAUGGUUUGUUUCAGUUAGGUCUCCCCGCCCCCCUCUCUGGUAGGGGGUCGUUUUUUCUUUCUUUAAAGUAUGAUUCCGUUUCAGUUGUAAAAUUUUGACUCCCUUCUUUCAGUCCGUUCUUUACUUUUCUGUGGUUAGUUUCAGUGUCUCCCUUCAGGAACUCAGAACCCACCUGGGUGUGGGCUCUUAACAUCUCUAAGCCCUUUAAUGAAACUAUACUGAAGUUUUUUGGGUUUUUUUUUUUUUUUUUUUUUUUUUAUCAGCUAAGAGUCCUUCAAUUCUGGUCCCAUUAACUCCAAGUGCCUUUUUUACAGUGACAACAGACAGUCCCUCGGUUUCAUGUCCUUUCGUAACCCUUUCAAUUGAACUGCCUGGAUUUUAUAUAAAGUUACUAAACGAUACCUUGUUCUUGGAACUGCAUGCUGCCAAGUACCAUUCGUGCUCAGCACCCUCAUUUCGACACAGUGUACGCUCCAGGUAUCAUGUGUAAGGUGGGUCUGUUUAGCUGAGAUAGACUAGAGGACACUGUAGAGACGCCCGUCCCUAUUCCAUCCCUUUGGUCACUAGCGACCAUCACGGUUCCACUGGCUGUUUGUAUAUAGGGUUAUGUGCUAACUCUGGAAUCCUGUGUGCCCUUCCUGCUCACCGAACGUGAGAGUGUGGGCUGAGCGGGGGGAUUGAAUGUGACUGUUAAAACCACUCAUGUACUGUCCAAAAGUGCCGGAAUGUCUCUUCUGCGCAUUCUCCUUUAAGAGCUGCUUGGUUGUCCAAAAAUGAAAACUCAAAAUAAACUUGGAAGA
Molecule: messenger RNA, 4056 nt
Organism: Apodemus sylvaticus (European woodmouse)
Lineage: Eukaryota; Metazoa; Chordata; Mammalia; Rodentia; Muridae
Gene: Fam171a1
Product: family with sequence similarity 171 member A1
Exons: 8
Coding region: 179-2854 (891 amino acids)
Biological process (GO): regulation of cell shape; stress fiber assembly
Cellular component (GO): plasma membrane
Source: RefSeq, a predicted model, not a curated record